Molecule: messenger RNA, 603 nt
Organism: Megalopta genalis
Lineage: Eukaryota; Metazoa; Arthropoda; Insecta; Hymenoptera; Halictidae
Source: RefSeq, a predicted model, not a curated record
AUGAUGGAUCGAAUCAACAUCUGUGAUGCGCUGAUCAACGCGAAUCAACAUCUGCUGAAACGUAAUGAAAUCGAGCCAUUUCUGAAAUGUGUCAUAACCGAUGAUGAAAAAUGGAUCACGUACGACAAUCGGAAGCGUCAAAGAUCGUGGAAAAAAGAUGGUGAGCCGUCACAUGCGUUCACGAAGCUAGGAUUGACGCUAAAAAAGGUGAUGCUGUGUAUGUGGUGGGACUGGAAGGGAAUCGUCCACCAUGAGGUACUUCCAGUUGGUCAGACGAUUAAUUCUCAACUCUACUAUGAACAACUGGAGAGGUUACGCCACGCAAUUGAAAAAAAACGGCCCGAAUUGCAUAAUACGAAAGGUGUUGUCUUCCAUCACGACAACGCCCGACCACACAUUUCUUUGACGACCCAUAAAAAAUUGCGAGAGUUUGGUUGGAAAAUUUUGAUGCACCCACCGUAUAGUCCAAACAUAGCACCCUCUGACUAUCACUUGUUCCGAUCUCUGCAGUACUCUCUAAAUGGAAUUAAACUGGCUUCAAAAGAAGCCUCAGCUUCGGAGAAAUCUGGUAUUAACACUUUAUCUGUCCCUCCUUACAUGUGA